AUGUUCGGCGUCUUCAUUCCGUCCCGGCCCGUGAUCACGGACAUGGCGAAUGUCUCCCCGACGCAGUUCGCAGUAUCAUUCCCUGCCGCACCACCAUUCCACAACGUCGGCGUCUUCAUGCAUCCCAACAAUCUUCUCCCUCCCGACACAGCGGCUGGAGUGUACAUGCAACUGCCUGGGGAGCAGGGGUUCAAGUUUUUAGGGGCGAUUGGCAAUGAGAAGCCUUCGGCCCUGUUCCGAGUGAACAUCCCAGAAUCGAUGACUGGCGGGGAAGUCAACCUGGGCAUCUCGGUCGAGCCGGUGCAGAACAUCCAGGUGCAAAUGGCUCAGCUCCAGCAGACGCCGUCGGAUGUCAACGCCGUCGCUAAACGGCCACCGGACGCCCGGGUGCUGGCUCAGCGCAUCAUCAAGAACGCAUUCAACUUUUUGUCCAGCUUUGCCGGGAACACGGCGAAUGGUAUCGAAGUCGUGCCUCUGAAGAGUUUCCAGGACUGGUGGACCAAGUUCGAAAACAAAGUCCGCACUGAUCCCGGCUUCCUAGAGAGAGAUCAAGACUGA
Molecule: messenger RNA, 558 nt
Organism: Capronia coronata CBS 617.96
Lineage: Eukaryota; Fungi; Ascomycota; Eurotiomycetes; Chaetothyriales; Herpotrichiellaceae
Exons: 1
Coding region: 1-558 (185 amino acids)
Biological process (GO): protein import into nucleus
Cellular component (GO): nucleus; cytosol
Molecular function (GO): nuclear import signal receptor activity
Source: RefSeq, a predicted model, not a curated record